This is a messenger RNA of Spinacia oleracea (spinach), 1646 nucleotides long. RefSeq lists its product as uncharacterized. The record is from RefSeq and is a predicted model, not a curated record. Lineage: Eukaryota; Viridiplantae; Streptophyta; Magnoliopsida; Caryophyllales; Amaranthaceae. The transcript is spliced from 7 exons. Gene Ontology annotation, molecular function: protein binding. The coding region runs from base 329 to 1366 and encodes 345 amino acids.
CUCUCCCACUAAGGGCCCAAGGCCCCAAGGUCCCCAACUCUCCCCCCCACCCUCUCUCUCUCUCAACAUUUUGCUUCCCACCUUUAAACUCUUUCAGAAAAGCUGCAAAAUAUAAACCCUAAUUUCCGAAAUCAAACCCCAUUUUUAAUAUCUUUCAUGUUUCUGCCAAAUCAAUCACCUUCUUCAUUCUUCUCGUUCCUUGUUGUUCGAAAUUUUAAUGUUCAAUUCAUUAUUUAAAUAUUCUGUUUCGCCAGCUAUUGAAUCACAAAAAAAAAUAUUAGUGCUAAUUUUUUCGGAGUUUUUGGGAGUUUGUCUUUGAGAAUCUCCAAUGUCGGAAAGUACAAGGUCUGGUUUUACCGUUACCCUUGGGCGCGGUGGUCGGGUGGUGAAGAAGGCAGGUGGUUUACCAGAGGAGGGGUUUCAUAAUGAUCGAGUGAUGACAAGAAGUAAACGCUCGAUCAGAGAUAGACUAGGUGGAAAUUCUGAUGAUAGACAUCACCCGUACAGCAAGCGGCAACGUGGGGAGGGUUUUGGCACGAGUAGCGUAAAUGAUAUGCAUCUACGUAAGGACGAUCUUCGAUUUAAGUUGAUGCAAAAAAAUACAAGCCGGCAAUCUCAGAACAGUGAUUCACAUGGUAACAUUGAUCUCCGAGAUAAACUUUCGAGUAGGACCUCUCGGCAGUCAGUAGAUAAUAAGGCCAUCCGUCCUCCUGAAUCUGCUGUUACUACACGACACCCUUUGGUUGAACCAAGGAAUACUGGGUUACCUAGGUACCCCAUUCUCGAACCCAGGGAUGCCAGCAUAUUAGGGAGAUAUCCUUCCUCGAGAAACCCUAGUGAGUUGUCUGUGGUUAACCCUGGCCGAGCUUAUUCUUCCUGGACUUUGGACAAUUUGAGACGAAGGUCUCCAGAGAAGCUUUAUCACUCUUCUGCUUGUAGGGUGCUCUCUCCUGAAAGAAGUAGGGAAGAUUUGCAGAGAAGGCCAAUCAGGGGGCCAUAUGAUGAUGGGAGAAGUUCAUGUAUGAGAGUUAGUCCACCAAGACCUGUCACUUCUUCAUCCUUUGUGAUAAAAUCUUCUCUAUCUGCUGCUCCUGUAAAGUCUUCUGUACCACUUCCUCCACAUUAUGCUCAAGCAAGUGGAAUUAUUCACAAGAUCCCAUCCACGGUUGAUGAAUAUCCCUCUGUCGAAAGCUUCUUGCAGUCUCUAGGGUUGGACAAGUACGCCAUUUUUUUCAAGGCUGAGGAGAUUGACAAGAAUGCUUUGAAGCAAUUAGGUGACACUGACUUGAAAGAGUUGGGCAUACCGAUGGGGCCUAGAAAGAAGAUUCUCCAAUCUCUUGCGCCUCGUUCUAGACGGCUUCCAUAACAGUACCGACAGUUUGAAAGAAAACCAGUUGCAAAUUCUUGUUUGGCAUGUAUUCAACUGCAAGUUUCUCCACAAUGGUACUCUUAGUCAUUGUUACACCUUGGGUUGAUCAUAUAGGCCCCUUACGCUGUUAUCAAAUUUAUCUACUUCAACUGUUGAUAAAUCAUGCAUGUUGUGUGGGGAAGUUGAGUAGUUGAUGUAUGUAUGAUAAUUGAAAUUUUUUGCCAUGAUUUUGCAAUUGAGCCUGGAAAUUGAGAAGGCAAGGAUUGUUUGACUUUUA